This is a messenger RNA of Haliotis rubra (blacklip abalone), 6892 nucleotides long. RefSeq lists its product as uncharacterized. The record is from RefSeq and is a predicted model, not a curated record. Gene Ontology annotation, cellular component: cytoplasm. NCBI's taxonomy places the organism in Eukaryota, Metazoa, Mollusca, Gastropoda, Lepetellida, Haliotidae. Gene Ontology annotation, biological process: protein deubiquitination. Gene Ontology annotation, molecular function: cysteine-type deubiquitinase activity.
UUUUUGUGCCGAAAUUUAAACCGUUGUGUACUCAGGCCGCAAAAAAUUGUGGGAUAACUGGAUCCAUAGCACAAAUGUGAUAAUGACAGUUACUGACGAGUAGAUCGCAUCGAGAUCGAAUCAUCAUGUGGUGGAUUUUAUCGAUGAUAUACUCUUUCAUGUAUAAUUCCCUGCUGGAUUUUGUGUUUUUCAUUUUGGUGGAUGUUGUUGCAAAGACACCUUUGCGAGAAGCUACGAAUGAUGAUGAGAAGAGGACAAUUUGGCUGUAUGAAUCUCUCAUCUUGACUGCAGUGUCAAUUGGGAUCUACCUGUUAGACCAUGUGCCCUACCUCCUGCUUCUGCUAACCACCGUCACAUUUAUAUAUACUCAGCUGUAUGGUCGCAUAGACUUCCGAUACUGGUGGAACCUCCUGAAAACACGAUGGGAGGAGUACCAGCAGCACGAGGAGAGCAUGGAACACAUGCGCGAGCAGCUGUCUCGUCAGCGUCACCCUGUGCAGCCCAAUACCACAAUGCCAUUCCCUCCAUACUACCAGCAAGUGCCCCCGGGAGGAAUGGGGGCUUACAGCGCAGCAGGGACCGACCACAGUGCCCAUCUAGUAAGUCAGAAACAGGGACUUAGUCAAAAAGAACCUGAUAGUUGGUUUUGGUCUAGACCCUCCAAAUGGCUUAGCCUAAGACAGAGAGGCCCACAGCCUGUCCCUGACCCUGUAGUCUCUAGGGAGAGUCCAGUGACAUCCAGACAUGGUGUCCCUGUAGUAGGCCUCAAGCUGGAUGACAAUCUACCCCAGAAAGUGGCCUGGUUUGAUGGGAAGGAACUGCGUCGCCGUCCACUCCGCCCAGAAGGUUCAACACAUCUCCCCAAGCCUAUUGCUGGGUCAUCUUUAGCCUCAGGGGCAUAUACAGGAACUUCCACCAUUAAAACUAAAUUUAUGUCAGCUUUUGGACUGAACAGUCAAACGCCCAAACCCCCAGGGUUGAAAAACAAUGGUCAGAAUCUGUGUUUCAUGAACUCCAUUGUGCAGUCUCUAUCUCGAAGUCCUCACCUCGUCACCUACCUCUCAGUAGAUGCUGCCAAGGAACUGGAGUGUGGAGUGGCCGAGUCGCUCCUGCUCACAACCUUUGUAGAACUCCUCCAACAGUGCAGUCUCCCAGUGGGAAGCAACGAUGUCAGUGUUCUUGACCACACUACCUUCAGACAGUCUGUGUCAGCCCUCAACAGCAGCCUGAUGGCUCCUCCAGGACAAGGACAAGUUCAGCAGGACGCAGCUGAGUUUCUCAUGUGGUUGUUGGAGUCGGUGCAUAACAUUCUCAAUAAGAACCGGAAGGCACUGCAGGCUGACAAGACCAAUGGUUCCCGGAGGGGCGAGGAGCGGUUUUCAAGCCCAACAUUGGCAGUACUAAAGUUCAUCUACGGUGACCUCAACUCUCGAACAAUUAUUGACCUUAAAGAUGCAUGUAGACGAGAGAUUGAGCUUGCCAAUGGACUUGAGAAUGACUCUUAUGCUGAGCCGAUACAACGUCUCUCUGACUUGGAGUGGCUUCAGCACAAGCAGGAAAAUGAAUCUAUCAUAGACGAUCUCUUCACUGGGCAGCUAGUCGAGGCCUAUCACUGUCUAACAGACAACCACAUAUCUGUAAACCUUCAAGCUUUCAACAUCCUCCCAGUUCCCAUCGCAGCACCACGGGAAGUGUCGGGGGUGGUGUUUCUCGAAGACUGUUUCACUAGUUUCUGCCAUAUAGAGCAUCUGAUGGGGCCAGAUGAAAUGGACUGCACGUACUGUAGAGCAGACACCAACAAGAGCAAGAAAAAAGGGGAAGAAGAACUAGUGAAUGAUGUGUAUAUGUCCAGCACGCCACGGACUAGAAGUGUAACAAGAAACAUGAGCGUUGACUCGGCAGUUCAAAGUCCAGCUCCUCCACCAGCCUUCAUGUCCCCAAUCGUCGGGCAGAGGGACAUUAUCAAUGAUAGUGGUUUCCAUGACAAUAUCUUCAAAACCUCCACUCCAAUCAUUGAGGCUUGUCAGGGGGUUGGGAAUCAAACUCGGCAGCAUAUUCGAGACGUGCAACGACGGUGCCUUUUAAGACAGUUACCUGAGUGCCUGGCUAUUCAGCUUAUGAGAUUUACGUACAACCAGCGCACUGGAAGGUCCAAGAAGAUUAAAGCUCCUGUUAGCAUUCGAAUCAAAGAUCUCAACCUGACCAACAUCAUCUAUGACACAGUGAGAAGAGAAGAUCUCACAGCCAUCGACCUCAACCACACGUACAACCUCUUCAGUGUCUGUGUCCAUCUCGGUGCUGAAAGCACCAACCAUGGACACUACAUCAGUUACUGUUUGGUAGAUGAUAAAUGGUAUCGGUUUGAUGACGAGAAUGUCGCGGAAGUCAAUAUGGAGUAUGAGCUGACAACGAGAGAACUACGCGAGAAUGCUUAUAUUCUUUUCUACAAGCGAGUUCACAACUAGGCUUUGUUAUUCCUAGUCUAUCUAAUCUCAUAGCGGUAUUGUUGAAGUACCAAACUAUCUAGGGCAGUUUUGGUUACUUGUAUGGGAACCCUUGUGAGGUUGUCCUUAAAACUCUUUCAGAUAACACUCAGAUAUUAGUGGGAUAAUCAUACUGUCAGAUUGUUAGAUUCGGGUUAGACUAAAUAAUUAAACAGGGAAUUUUUUCAUUUCUACUUUCAGUCAAAAAGCUUAAUAAAUCUUGUUAGUUUUCUUCAUAUUGCAAUAUUCAUAAUUGAUUCUUUGUUUUUAACCAUUAUCCGCUAAGCAAAUUGUCUCUAAUAUGUAAAGAAUGUUAAUAAGUAAAUGCUAAUGGAGCUUUUCACAAAAGUCAAAUUUUCUUUUAAUGUUGUAGUAGUGACAAGACACUAGAAGAACAGCUGCAUUGUGAGGAACACUUGGACCAAAAACACCUUGGUAGUCAUUUGUUUUGUUAAUUUAUGGAAAAACUAGUACUGAUAAGUAAAAAAUGGCAAGCCAUUAGUAUUUCCUUGCUGGUAUACACCAAGGCAUAAGUUAUAAGUAUGUAAGUUUGUAAGGCAUCAGAUGCCAGUUUUACAAGGGCAAUCUACAUUGGGGUUGUCUAAGACAUUGUUCCCAUACAAGUAACUUGAGAAUAUGGGCACAGUGAGUGUGCUAUACCUAACAUUGUAACACUGAUAUUGUGAGUGGUCCAUAAAGAGAAUGAAUUCACCAGAACAGCUUUAAGGAUAAAAAACUUUGUUCUCAGUUUAGUGAUUAUGAAAUCCAGUAUUGAUUUUGAUGCAUAAUUUCUUAAAACUGAAGUAAGGCUUCAUGACUAGUCAGGCUGAAUCCAGUGGAAUAUUGCAGGUCGGAGUACGAUUAGAAAAAAGGAGUUAUAACAGUUAAUUAUUUUUGUCUGUCUUGAAGAAAGUUUAAUCUAAUUUUAUACGUAUGAGAGUAAAGAUAACAUAUUUGCUACAUAAGCAUUUAGAGAGAGUGAAAACUGAUUAUUUCUACAACCCAAUCAGAUUUUGUUGAGAAAGUCCAAACUGACGUAGGAUGUUACUGGUAGGGAGUUAUUAUCUCCUUGGAUGGUCAACCUUGGAUAGGUAAAAAUUUCACUCAAAUUCAGCUUGUUAGCAAAUAUAAAAAGAUCAAUGAAAAUAUCAUGAACUUGAUCACUUUUCGUCAAACUUUCAAAGGGUUAACAAAUGCAUACUGAUAGUCAGACACAGGAAAUCAAGUCGGUCUAAUUCUCUUUUAAUACAAAGAUUAAUGAUUUUAUGUACACUUGUACAUUAUCAGUGACAAAAUGAUAGUUAAAAAAAGGAAUUUUCUGCAGUUAGAUAAAAACACCUAAAUUAUUUGAAAUAUAUAGAGUUUGAAAUAUUUGUCUCAGUAAUGAGAGAAAACUUCAACUGGAAAUAUCCAGGUAAUACAUUGUUAUUCAAAUUUAGAUGCUAACUCUUCCUAUGAGUUAGUUAUUUUGCUUAAUAUGGCAGUCAAAAAUUGCAUAGAAUUCAAACUUGAUCACUGACAGAAAUAUUUAUGUCAUUUAAAAGUAAGAUAGAAAUCGUGAGCUGAUUUGACAAUGGCAAAUAAUAGGAUUGAUAUGGAACCAUGAUUGCUUUGACAUGUGUAGUUAAAAUGAAAUAUACAUACCAUCAUAAUUUUAAUUGAGUUUGUCUUGAAUAAAUUAGACUCUUAAAAUGAAUUAACUUGACCUGUCAUUCGAUAAUCUUGGUGUAGUGAUGACAGAUCUAGAAGUGUAAGAAAUGAAAAAAGAACUGUUGUAAAUGAGGCAAGGACAGUUUAAAUAGUUUUAAUUGAAUAUAUUUAUAUUUUAACCCGGUUUGUUUAACAAAAACUUGGCAAUUUUUAACUGUUACGUUGAUGUGUUUUAUGGGUGUACAGCGCCGUUACUGGGAGUCAGUCACUGAAGAGUUAAAUCUUUCAGCUGAGGCUCUCUGUUGGGUCAGCUUCAUGUCUUGUUAUCCAUCGAUUGUGUUACUUUGUGAGACUACGCAUAAAACUGUUUUACAUGGUUUUUAUAUGGUGCUCUGAAUCGUCAAGCAGGCCACUGUACAUUGUUGUAGAAACUAUUUUUGUAAACUUAUUUAAACUUCACUAGCACAUCUGUGAAUAGGCGUGAGAAUAGAAUGUGAAUAGCAAUUGCUUCUGUUGCAUAAUGUUGUGAAUCUGGCUGAUAUUCAAUGAAAAAAGUUGUAUGCAAAUCAAACUGUGCAUUUAUAUAUUUCAUUAUGUCUGGUGCUUAUGACAUGUCUUCUAACAGCCAUGACGAUACCAACUUAUUUAAGUGAUAUUUUAUUAUUUCAUGUCAUAUCAUUCAUCAUGCUCAUCAUCUUGAUCAUUUCUGUGUGUAUUUUCUUUUACUACAUAAAAGAUACAGAAAAGUUGCUAUUUAAAGAACCAAUACUAUAUUCAGCUAUCUAUCAGUUAACUGGGCUAUUCUAUGAACAUCUCCAAGCAAGUAUCACUUAAAUUGUUUUGAGCAUAUUGCAAUGAGAAAGGUGAAUAUUGAAGUAUAUCAGCCACAUGCUUGUUCUUUGUUAUUGUGUAGAAAUAAGGGGUUGAGAGUCACUAAAAACGAAAACAGUGUUUCUCUUCAAAGGUCCGAGAGCACCUGGCUUUGAAGCUGGUGGCAUGAUUUGAGCAAGGAAAGAUAACUCUUCUGCAAAAGACCCUGUUCAUGUCACAUUUAUAAAACUAAUAUAGGAACAAAUUGUUCACAUUGCAUGUAGGUAGGUGCAGGCUACCUUAGUUUCUGGAUCGGGUAAAUAUGUUUUACUCCUGAAUAUACUACCCAGAUCCUUUCCUCCACAUGUAAACUGAUUGUCUGAUACAUUACGUAAAUUCAUAGAACUGAAAUAAUACACAAGACUUAUAGUUUCACUAACGAUGCUGACAAUGACAAGGCAAAACAUUGGACUUGAAUCUAACAUUUGAACAAUUUUGAUUCGUCCACAAAUGAACACCACAAUAUCCAGUUUAGUCAAUAUUCAUUUGUUCCAUGUUAUAAGAGUAACAUUAAUCCUUCACAUUUCCAAUGUAUAAGGAAUCAAAUGUUUGGCCACAUUGAUAAAGUAAAGUUAUAAUAUGCUCACAGACAAAUUUGUGUGCGAUUCGUGUUGACUUAAGCACGGUAUUGGAUAUGAAUUGGCUUGUUAUACCUUCAAGUAUGUUUUGUUUUAAGAUUUCUUUAAUCUCGUCAGCAGAUGCAACGGCUUCCAUUGCCGUUCCAUUGUACAUUGGAUGUUUGGAGCCAGAUGUUUCCAGAUAGUAGAUGUACCUCCAUUGUUAAAGCUCAUUUAUGCAUUGCACAUUGGUUUUGAGUUGUGGAGUUUAGAUCAAAAUAUGACCAGAUGUCUUUUUUUUAAAGUUUCAAUCACUAUGACGGUCACGUAGGUAAGGGAAUUAACUCUGUAAAACAUGUCUUGUAAUAAUACUGUGACUCCUAAAUUUCUACCCGCCAUAGACCUAACUGCAUAUUUUAAAUAACCUACACAAUGGUGAAAAACAAUUUGUGGCUAUAUUCUAUAGCAACAUGUAUUUCAAAACUGUUAGAAGGGAUCUAGCAUUUGGACUUUGGAAAAUUGCUUACUUUGGUCAUGGAAAUGUUAACAGAAUAUUAAUACUUAAAUAAGAGUCUUGUAACUGGUAUCAUGUAAGCUAGGGGUGGAAUGUUUUCUGUAAUUUUGUUCCAUCAAGUUACUGAGUGGUAACAGCAGUAAAAGAAUCUGUUCAUCAUGUCUAGACUGUGCCUUGAACCCCCACCAUUGUUAAUAUUUCUCUUGACCCUCAUUGUAAUAUUCCUGGAAUUGUACCAAGUGACAUAGCUGUACUCAUAUUUGGCUUAUGUACAGGUACAGAUAAAGCUAUUCUUGUUUCCUGUGGUAAUUUGUUGAGAAGCUGUAGAAGCUAGUUAGUCAGUAGCAGGGAUGACAAUUUUCCGCAGAUCCGUGGAAUUCCAUAAGGCCAUGGGUCAUUUUUGUGAAUCGUCUAAAUUCGUUGACAAUUGUAUGAAUGUGCGUCAGCAGAUUUAAAGUUUUUUAAUGGUUGCUGUGUUCAUGAUAUUGUCAUUUCUGAGCCAGUUUUAAAGGUCUAAAAUGCCUAAAUAUCAGGGGUUUCGGCUAGUUUUCAGAGUUUUUCUCAAAACUUCAUUCUCAUCCCUGCAGUAGAAUUCAUAAUACAAACUAAAGCAUAAGUGGAAAUGGGUAUGAGCAUUAAAACAUCCCAGUAUUUGUGUGUAUGCACUGUCCCAAGUUAACAGACAUUAAAGGUCCAGUUUCACUUGCCCAACUAGUCUGGAAUUUGUUCGUGUUUUGACAUUGGUCUGUGCAUAGUCCAAUGAAGAGAGUGUAAUGAAACUGCUCUUCGGUUCGUAGACUGCCUUGCAGAUUUUGAUA